CAAGGACGAGUUUUUGCUGAAGAUGUGCACAAAUCGUCAUCAACACAAACAAGCGGUAUGAGCGGCGACGCUGAUGACGGGGAAGGCGAGCACGUUCCUUUGCUGGAGCAGGCUGGCGGACGAGAUGGCGACGAACGAGGCGGGACUGGCAAUGGGAGCGACGGCGGCGGUGGCAGCGGCAGCAGUCAAGGAAGGAAGAAGAAGGGUGGCAAGGGGCUGUCAAGAAGGUCAGGUUUGCGGGCAAGCCUGAUGCGGGCGUCUGCGUGGUUUGGUGUUGACGAUGCACCACAGAUUGGGGUGGCGGUGCGAGCCAGCAAGAAGCAGCGCAAGCGGUCGAGUGACAAGCAGGGCGAGGGGUCGCCAGCCUCGCACUCAAGCAGCCCACAGCAGCAAGGCCAAUACAAUGGAGCAGCCGAAGGCAUGGGCCCUUCUUCAUCCGCAGCAACAGGGGUUGCAGAUACAACCGCAGCUACGUCUGCCUCAGCAACGACAGACACAGCCCACCUGAAGAGCGCUUGGUUUCACGGGCGCAUCAGUGCGCAGACGGCGCGGCGGCGGUUGGAGACAAAGAGCCCGGGGUUCGUCGAGGGGGGCGUAUUUCUUGUUCGACAAAACUCCCACUGCGAGAACAUCCUCGUCCUUGCCUGCAACGGGCGCCCGUGGUCCUUCAAGAUCCAUGAAGUCUCACCAUCUCGUGACACACAUACAACACAGUUUCGGCUCGGGUCAGAAACAGCCUUCCACACCAUGCCAGAUCUCAUUGCACACUACCGCAGCACGCGCGGUGGCCUGCCGUGUCGUCUGACUGCUGGCGUUCCGCGCCGACGCGACAACCUCAAGCGCAUGUCCAUGGCGCUGCUUGGCGGCCGCGGGCACGAGGAAGCAAAGGACUGGCAGGCGCAGGCGGGCCUCGAAGAAAGCAACGCCACCUCCACCGCCAGGACGCGAGACGAUGGAACAACGACCGGCACACCUUCAGUGUCCUCGUCAUCACCGCCAGCAGCAGCUGCGAUUGCAGAGUACAAUUCUGGCGAUAACGGCGAGAGUUACGGGACUGCAGGCGGUGACAGGAGGAGGAAGAAGAGGAGAGGAACACGGCGUGAUGGAGGAGAAGGAAGGAAAGAGAGGAGGAGUGAGAGAAAUGAUGACGGACGCGGUGGUGGCAGUAGCGGUGGCGGCGGUGAUCGGGGGAGACGAGGGCACAGGAGGAGCGAGGACGAGUCGAGUGAUGACGACGACUACGAGUAUGAAGGCGGGUAUGAGAUUAUCGGUAUGGACCAGUUCACUCCAUGGUUUACCAUCAUCGUCACCGUCGUGCAAGUCAUUGUCAUGGCUGCAAUCCUCAUCCGCACGGGUCUGCAAACCGUCUCACGCCAACACGACGAGGAACUUCACUUUGGGUGCUGCGUCAAAGAUGACGAAGGAUUUGAGUCGUGCGGCAUGACAGCUGCUGACGGCUGCCCUGCAGAUGCCUCGUUUCUCGGCGCCGGCGUCGCCUGUCCUUCAUCCUGCUCUGAAUUUCGUCUUCGCCCAUGCUGCACGCAAUCAAACGGAACGUGUCAGGUCCUCACCAGAGACCACUGCACGUUCCUCUCCGGCAUCUGGCAGUCGGAUGCGCAGCUCUGCAGCGACGUCAGCUGUCUCAAACACACGUGCGGCUUCAGCAUGAAGGACCCAUCGGAACCGAAUCAGUGGUAUCGCUUCUUCACGUCCAUCUUUGUGCAUGCAGGCAUCAUCCACAUUUUUAUCGUUGCGACGUUCCAGUGGACGGCUGCCGCCGCCGUUGAGCGCAAAUGCGGAUUCCUGCGCAUGCUGCUCAUGUACACCAUCGCCUGUGUUGGCGGCAAUUUGGUGAGCGGCAUCUUCUCUCCGCUGUAUCCACAGGUCGGCGCUGCCGGCGGAGUGUUUGGCGUUCUCGGCAUCUCCAUUGUUGAUCUCUUCCACUCGUGGCCGGUGAUUGAACGGCCGAUGUCCAAGCUGCUGUCACUUCUCAUCGAGAUUGCUGUUCUAUUCUUCAUCGGCACUCUCCCAUGGAUCGACAACUUUGCUCACAUCGGCGGAUUUGUGUUUGGCGCCGUCUCCGCGGUUGUGUUUCUCCCAUACGUCACCUUUGGCAAAUUCGAUGCCGUCAAGAAAGGUGUACUGCUGUGCGUGUGCAUUCCGCUCUUGAUUGCGCUCUUCGCUGUUGCUCUCAUUCUCUUCUACGAAAUCCAGGACUCUGAGUUCUGCCCGGGCUGUGACGCAAUCCAGUGCAUCAGUUGGGUCUCUGGCCUGUGCAACAGCAUCGACUUUUGA
Salpingoeca rosetta is the source of this 2295-nucleotide messenger RNA. RefSeq lists its product as uncharacterized. The transcript has 15 exons. Gene Ontology annotation, biological process: regulation of epidermal growth factor receptor signaling pathway; regulation of protein secretion. The record is from RefSeq and is a predicted model, not a curated record. NCBI's taxonomy places the organism in Eukaryota, Choanoflagellata, Craspedida, Salpingoecidae. The coding region runs from base 58 to 2295 and encodes 745 amino acids. Gene Ontology annotation, molecular function: serine-type endopeptidase activity. Gene Ontology annotation, cellular component: endoplasmic reticulum membrane.